Messenger RNA from Musca vetustissima, 394 nucleotides. Its product is annotated as tax1-binding protein 3 homolog. Gene Ontology annotation, cellular component: plasma membrane. The record is from RefSeq and is a predicted model, not a curated record. Lineage: Eukaryota; Metazoa; Arthropoda; Insecta; Diptera; Muscidae. The transcript is spliced from 3 exons. Gene Ontology annotation, molecular function: protein binding. The coding region runs from base 11 to 382 and encodes 123 amino acids.
AUCUACAAAAAUGGCGAAGAUGGCAUUUCAGCACCAAGCCGGCACGGCCAUGGAGUGUUUAAGUAUUCCCAUAACCUUACACAAGGAAAAGGAUUACGAUCAGGAGGGUAGGGAGAUUUUAAAAUGUGGCUUUAAAAUUGGUGGAGGCAUUGAUCAGGAUUACAAGAAAAGUCCACAGGGUUAUACAGAUUAUGGUAUUUAUGUUACUGAAGUCCAUGACGGCAGUCCUGCUGCCAGGGCUGGCCUACGCAUUCAUGACAAAAUAUUACAAUGUAAUGGCUAUGAUUUUACAAUGGUCACCCACAAAAAGGCGGUCAGCUAUAUACGUAAACAUCCGGUUUUGAAUAUGCUGGUGGCACGUAAGGGUGUAACCUCUACAUAAAUUGCAUCAAGU